UCUCGCCGUUUUGUUUUGUCAGCCGGUGGACUCGAUGCGCCAUGCAGCCGCGGGUCUGAGAGCGGGGCGGCGAGGAAACAGCUCACGGCUGUUGAUACGGGACUCAAUAUUACAAUAUUAGCUAACACACACAUAUAUAUAUCUUAUUAAAAACAAAAAUAUAUCCUGGGAAUAGCGAAUAUGGAGGAGAAGAAGGAGGAGGGCGAAGCGGAGAUUCAGGAGCACGGCCCCGAGCACUGGUUCUCCAAAUGGGAGCGGCAGUGCCUGGCUGAGGCCGAGCAGGACGAGCCGAGCGAGGAGGAGCCCGAGCAGAGCCGGCAGAAGCUCUGGCAUCUCUUCCAGAACUCCGCCACGGCGGUCGCGCAGCUCUACAAAGAUCGAGUGUGUCAGCAGCAACAGGGGCUUUCUCUCUGGGUCCCUUUUCAGAACGCUGCUACUGCCGUCACCAACCUUUAUAGAGAGAGUGUGGAAUCGCACCAGCGCAGCUACGAGCUCGGGAUUCAGAUCGGCCACCAGCGGCGCAACAAGGACGUGCUGGCCUGGGUAAAGAAGAGGAGGCGGACCAUCCGGCGCGAAGAUCUCAUCAGCUUCCUGUGUGGCAAAGCCCCGCCCCCGCGGAGUUCCCGGGCUCCACCUAGAAUCACCAUGGCGCCGUCCUCGGAGACGAGCUCGUCUGUGGAGACGGACCUGCAGCCGUUCAGGGAGGCCAUCGCUCUGCACGGUCUGAGCGGCGCCAUGGCGAGUAUAAGUAUGCGCUCGGGAGCGCCGGGGUCGCCCACGCACCUGAGCGCCGGCUCCACCCCCGGGCGUCGCCGGAACGGCCUCCACGACGUCGACCUGAACACCUUCAUCGCCGAGGAGAUGGCGCUCCACCUGGACAACGGCACCCGCAAGCGUAGCUCCGCCCAGUGUGGCGAUGUCAUCACAGACUCGCCCACCCACAAACGCAAUAGGAUGAUCUGAGCCGUCUCGAGUCUCGACGCGAAGGAAAGGGAAAAAAAGAUAUCAAGAGAAAGCAAACAAACUGAAAAACAAAAGCCACUUGUCAGUCAUCCUCCAUCUUUACUCCGAUACGAAGGAACGCGGAAACCUGCGGCGGCGGCGACCCGGCGCUUUCCUCCAGUCGAUCGAAAGAACCGAGCGGGAGGCGGAGCUCGGUGCAAAGUGCCCUUUCAUGCGAUUAUGUCCACACACACACACACACACACACACACACACACACGCGUGUACCCCAAUUGAUUCACUUUUAUGUUUGUGUGGAAUGUCUGAUAAAACUCGUACUGCGUGCGGGGAAAAAAUGCUGUGUGUGAGAUAUGAAUGUGAGGGUGUGUUUGGGUCUGGAGUGUGUGUGUGCGUGUGUGUGUGUGUGUCGUCCAAACAGCGCCUGUCACUGCCCCAGCUCAGCUACCACACUGCGGCUUAAAGACAAAAACAAGUGUUUUUUAUUUUAUUAUUAUUAUUUUAAUUUUUAAAUAUUAUUUACGAUGUCAUUUGUAUUUUAUUUUCCUUCCUUGUCUUUUUUUUCGCUGCGAAGAAGCAGGCACAAGUGCUCCAGAAGCACUACUUACUGUCGAGCAUGAUCCGACCCUCAGUCACUCUCUAAAAAAAAAAAAAAAAAAAAAAAAUUGUUUCUUCGACUGUGAAGUUCUCAUCCUUCUCAUUACAGUCCAUUCUGUAAUCUUCCACUCUUCUUCUUCCUCCUCCUCCUCUUCCUCAGCACAUCUGCGGUGUAACAUUAUGAAAUGUAAAUAACAGUAGGUGCUGACAUAGACUCGUGGUACAUAUUGUAAAAAAGAGCUGUGCAGAGAUCGUUGAAUUGUUAAUGUACAAUAAUGAUGAUUCUUGCAUUAAAGAAAUGAAGCUUUUAACUAAAA
Molecule: messenger RNA, 1874 nt
Organism: Clarias gariepinus (North African catfish)
Lineage: Eukaryota; Metazoa; Chordata; Actinopteri; Siluriformes; Clariidae
Gene: hapstr1b
Product: HUWE1 associated protein modifying stress responses b
Exons: 4
Coding region: 181-963 (260 amino acids)
Source: RefSeq, a predicted model, not a curated record